AAAUUUUUCGGAAAAAAAUGCAAUGAUCACCAUGACCAUGUUAGCGCCUUAUUCGGCUGCAUCUGUUAGUAUCUUGUGGAGGAAAGUAAAGCUUGAGAUUAAUUUGAAGGAUGAUCUUGACCGGACUCCCCUACAUCAUGCAAUUAUUGCACCGAACUUUCCCAUUGCUGUGUAUUUGCAUGAAAAUGCUGCAAAUCCGAAUGCUGUAACUAUCAAGCGGGAAACCGCUUUGCAUUUUGCUGCAGAAAAAGAGUCGAAGGAACUUCUAAAGCCGUUACUGUCGAAAGGUGCUGACAUCAAUGCAGUGACUUAUCGCAGCACCCCAUUGCAUCUCGCACUAGCUGAGGGAAAGAUGGAUUUUGUUGAGUUUUUGUUGCAUAAAAAUGCCAGUCUGAUUGCAACAUGUACUUUUCUAUGGUGUUAUUUGACUGCUUGGAAAAUCUUGCGGGGGAAGCGGAAGUCGAAAGAGCAAUUUUGGCUGUCAAAAUCAAAGGCAGCAGAGGCUCUCAACAGGAAGGAUUAUUUUGGGGCAGUAAAGUUGUACACUGAGACGCUCUAUUGCAGUCCUAAAGAUGCAACUAUUUUAUGCAACCGAAGCUUGUGUUGGCUUCUCUUAAAUGAAGGGGGGACUUGCAUUAGAACAAGCUGAAUUUUGUAUUCGCCUUAGGCCUGACUGGCCAAAGGCACACUAUAGGGCACGUGCUGCAUGGAUGUUAUUGAAAUUUCAUGAUAAAUAAAGACAGGAUUUUGCAAAUGCGGCCGACGCCUUUUGCAAGGCUUGGGAGUUGGAUCAUGAAAAUAAAGAAAUUGAACAAGCCUUUUGGAAAGCUGUUGAAGCCCAGCAAAAGGGACUGCCUUCUUCCUCCUCUGGACAUUUUUAGUAUGACAUAGCUCAUUUUCUUCCAUGCUUGCCACUACCCUUCUCUGUUCUAUUAAGGGAGUUGUUUACACGUCUAAACCUUUAUAAUGUUGUAGUCUUUUGGUUGAAACUUGGAUGUUGGGUUUUUUUUCUGCCAUCAUGCCUUAAUCUAUUCUCUACAAACUAUAGAUUAUUGGUGUUGGCUUUGCUUCUAUUUUUGAAGAGUGUACAUUCUUAACAGGGGAUGGGCAAAAUACCGAAUUCUUAAAAUCCCGUCUGACUCUUUUUAAACUUAACUUGUUUUGAUAUCUAAUUUUUGUUUAUAAAUUUUGUUUAAUCAA
Rubroshorea leprosula is the source of this 1200-nucleotide messenger RNA. NCBI's taxonomy places the organism in Eukaryota, Viridiplantae, Streptophyta, Magnoliopsida, Malvales, Dipterocarpaceae. The record is from the annotation of a GenBank genome assembly.